AAUACAGUCACUCUGUUUUCUGUUUUCUACUUCCAUGGCUGUGUCUCGUGUUAUAACAUGUUUGCUUCUUGUACUGGUGGCGGUGGUGGUGGUGGUUCUACCUGCCGGAAGUUUUGGUUACCGGCGGGGGUGGGACCCGUUGAUCCGGUCACCGGUGGAUCUGGAAGAAGACUUGGAGUCGGAUGGACAGACGACGGGAAACGGGACUAGGUGGGCGGUGCUCGUCGCCGGUUCAAACGGUUAUGGAAAUUACCGGCAUCAGGCUGAUGUUUGUCAUGCUUAUCAAAUACUUAAAAAAGGAGGUUUGAAAGAUGAAAAUAUUGUUGUGUUUAUGUACGACGAUAUCGCAACAAGUGAGAUGAACCCGAGGCCUGGAGUCAUAAUCAAUCACCCACAAGGAGACGAUGUCUAUUCCGGUGUUCCAAAGGACUAUACUGGGGAGCAUGUUACAGUAGACAAUUUGUUUGCCGUGCUUCUUGGUGACAAAAAAUCGGUGAAAGGUGGAAGUGGAAAGGUUGUUGAUAGCAAGCCAGAAGACCGGAUCUUUCUUUACUACUCUGAUCACGGAGGUCCUGGUGUGCUUGGGAUGCCAAACAUGCCUUAUCUUGUAGCCAAAGACUUGAUCGAAGUCUUAAAAAAGAAGCAUGACAUGGGUACAUACAAAGAAAUGGUUAUAUACUUGGAAGCAUGCGAAAGUGGAAGCAUCUUUGAAGGAAUGUUACCCGAAGAUCUCAACAUAUAUGCUACAACCGCAUCGAGCUCUGAAGAGAGCAGCUAUGGAACAUACUGUCCGGGGAUGGAACCCUCUCCCCCACCCGAGUAUAUUACCUGCUUAGGAGAUCUAUACAGUGUAGCUUGGAUGGAAGAUAGUGAGACACACAACCUGAAGAAAGAAUCAAUUGAGCAACAAUUCAACAAGGUGAAGGAGAGGACAUCUAAUUACGAUACUUUCAAUUCAGGUUCACAUGUGAUGGAAUACGGUAGUAAAGACAUCAAACCAGAGAAGGUCUCUUUAUAUCUAGGGUUUGAUCCAGAAACCCUAAACCUCCCGGAUAACCUGAUUUCAUUUGAUAAGAAGAUGGAUGGUGUAAAUCAAAGAGAUGCCGAUCUCAUAUUCAUGUGGCAGAGGUACAAGAAGUCAUCAGAAAUGGAAAGAGCGGGACUUCUGAAGAAGAUAACAGAGACCAUGUCACAUAGGGCGCAUCUAGAUAACAGUAUUGAGAUGAUUGGGAUGCUUCUUUUUGGACCACAGAAUGGUCGUUCAAUCCUCCAUUCAUCUAGAGGUCGUGGGUUUCCUUUGGUGGAUGAUUGGGAGUGUCUUAAAUCUACGGCUCGGUUAUUUGAGAAGCAUUGUGGGUCGCUGACUCAAUAUGGCAUGAAGCACAUGCGGGCAUUUGCAAACAUUUGCAAUAAAGUGGUUGAGAAGGAAACGUUCGAGGAAGCGUGCAUGGCUACAUGUGGUGGGAAGAAUCUUGGGUCAUAUGCAAACAGCAAGACUUACAGUGUUUGAUCAUGUGUUGUUACUUAUUCCGGUGUUUUGUUCACUUAGCAAUAUUUUGGUGUUUUUUCUUAUUCUGUUGUGUUUUUACUCGAAAAUAAACA
Messenger RNA from Lactuca virosa, 1602 nucleotides. The record is from the annotation of a GenBank genome assembly. Lineage: Eukaryota; Viridiplantae; Streptophyta; Magnoliopsida; Asterales; Asteraceae.